Molecule: messenger RNA, 2663 nt
Organism: Salvelinus fontinalis (brook trout)
Lineage: Eukaryota; Metazoa; Chordata; Actinopteri; Salmoniformes; Salmonidae
Gene: irx2a
Product: iroquois homeobox 2a
Exons: 4
Coding region: 397-1809 (470 amino acids)
Biological process (GO): cell development; regulation of transcription by RNA polymerase II; neuron differentiation
Cellular component (GO): nucleus
Molecular function (GO): RNA polymerase II cis-regulatory region sequence-specific DNA binding; DNA-binding transcription factor activity, RNA polymerase II-specific
Source: RefSeq, a predicted model, not a curated record
CUGCAGCAGACUAAAGAACAUUGUGCCAGUGAAUGUCUUCCCCCUCCACCGUCCUCUCCGGGCUGUUCCAGCCAGGGCUCCGUUUCAGAGGGCGGAGAUGGAAUAUUCAGAUCAGCUGAGUGACAGCUCGUGUUUUCCACCGUUCUCAGAACUCCACUGGCUCCUUCCUCCAAAUCCUCACUUCAGAGUUGAGGCUCCUAAAAACAUCGGACGCUAGGGGAUCGAGACGUCGCCUGCCUCUAUGUGCAGGGCACUUGACUGAUCUUUUGGGGGUCGCUUUUUCAUUCUUUUUAUUUGAAUUGUCUGAAGAUCCGUUUAGUGAGCUCAUUAUUUUACAGAAGUAUAUUUUACGUGCUUUCCUCUUUGGAAUCAGCAGCAACAGACCCUCAGUGAGGCAUGUCUUACCCCCAGGGUUACCUCUACCAGCCGCCGGGCUCCCUGGCGCUCUACUCCUGCCCGGCUUACGGGGCUUCUGCCCUGGCUGCCCCGAGGAGCGACGAGCUGGCCAGGUCGUCCAGUGGAUCAGCCUUUAGUCCUUACCCCGGAUCAGCUGCUGCCUUCACGGCUUCAGCCAGCGGCUUCUCCAGCCCAAUGCCAUACUCCACAGACCCUGCCACGGGAUUCCCUUCCUACAUGAGCUCUCCUUACGACGCGCAGGGCAUGGCCGGGGCGCUUAGCUACCACCCCUACGGUAGCCCGGGAUACCCCUACCAGCUCAACGACCCGGCCUACCGCAAGAACGCGACCCGAGACGCCACCGCCACGCUGAAGGCCUGGCUACAGGAGCACAGGAAGAACCCUUACCCCACCAAGGGAGAGAAGAUCAUGUUGGCCAUCAUUACUAAGAUGACCCUGACGCAGGUGUCCACCUGGUUCGCCAACGCCAGGAGGAGGCUGAAGAAGGAGAACAAGAUGACGUGGGCUCCCCGGAAUAAGAGUGAGGAUGAGGACGAUGGAGACGGAGAGAGGAACGAUGACCGCUUGGAGAAAAAUCUUGACCACAGCGAGACGUCCGCGGAGGAUGAAGGUAUCAGUUUGCAGGUUGAUACCCUCACAGACCAUUCUUGUUCAGCGGAGUCUGAUGGGGAUAAGGUGAGCUGUCGGAUCGGAGACCUGGUCUGUGAGUCUGGGUCAGAUACUAAGGACAAAUGUGAGGAUGAGGAUGAUCACGAACUGGAGAAUGAUGAACGACACCGAAGCCUGUCAUCUAAACCUGUGACAUCAUCACCACUAACGGGGCUCGAGGCCUCGGUCUUAAACCAUCACCACCGGGAAAACAACAACAAAUCAUGUCUUGACAGCCGAAUCUCAGGUCCUCAAGCCGUCAAACCCAAACUGUGGUCUUUAGCGGAGAUCGCUACUUCAGACCCGAAGCAGCAGCAGCAUCACCCGGGGCAGACUUGUCCAUCCCUCGGUCUUCUAACCUCCACCUCCUCCACCCCCUCCCCGGCUGUCCCUGGCGCUGUGUACUCCGCCUCUUCCAUCCUAGGACGACCCAUCUACUACACGUCUCCGUUUUACAGUAAUUACACAAACUAUGGCAACUUCAGCCCGCUGCAGGGUCAAGGGAUUGUGCCAUAUAACUCUGCUGCUAACGACGGACUCACACAGACCGCUAGCGAGGGCAGCACCAUGCAUAAACACACCACUGACUCUCUGCUUAAAACCAACUCCAACCACAUUGAACAACACUUCAGACCCUCACAUUUAUACUCUAAGAAAGGGGAGAGCUGCACCUUGCUCCUCAGACAAGACGCCUGGCCCGCAGCACUACAGCUGUUCUCCUCAGAGACAGGCCCGAAGGAUUAAUUAAACCUGAUUCAGGGUUGGGGGAUGAAUUAACCCGGACUUAUUCUAUCAUUUCACUUUCGUUUUCAUGAGAUGUGCGUUGACUGGCUCAGUAAAUGUCCCGCUGUAUGUGAUGAUUUUGGAAGACGUUUUUUCUCAGGAUGUAUCUGCUUCAUUGCCACGGUAUAUUAUACUUUAUGUGAAGAUAAUAUUAGGUAUAUUAUACUUUAUGUGAAGAUAAUAUUAGGUAUAUUAUACUUUAUAUGAAGAUAAUAUUAGGUAUAUUAUACUUUAUGUGAAGAUAAUAUUAGGUAUAUUAUACUUUAUAUGAAGAUAACAUUAGGUAUAUUAUACUUUAUGUGAAGAUAAUAUCAUGUAUAUUAUACUUUAUGUGAAGAUAAUAUGAGGUAUACUAUACUUUGUGAAUAUAAUAUUAGGUAUACUAUACUUUAUGUGAAGUCAAUGUUAGGUAUACCAUACUUUAUGUGAAUAUAAUAUUAUGUAUAUUAUACUUUAUGUGAAGAGAAUAUAAGGCCUUCUGUAUCUUAUUUGUAAAGGAUGUAUGAGGUCUGGAGAUGGACUGAUGAACUUGAGGAAUCUAAGUGAAAUACAUUGGAUAUUUAUUUUUUUAAUGAUGGAAAAUGCUGCCUAUAAUUUAUGCAAGUUGUAUUGCAAUGGACACGGGACAUUGUUUUGUCAAUACAUUACUCCCGUUUUUAUUUGAAACGCAUUUGAAAGUUACACAAUCUUGUUAACGAGAGUACUUUUACUAAUUUAUAUCUUAUUGUAAAUUAAACGCGCUAGUGUGUUAUACUGGCGAGUUAGUGCUAUUUAUUAUUCAAAGGAAAACGAAAAUUAAAAUGUUUUCCUCUGUA